Cottoperca gobio is the source of this 3327-nucleotide messenger RNA. It is a transcript of the gene armh3, whose product is annotated as armadillo like helical domain containing 3. NCBI's taxonomy places the organism in Eukaryota, Metazoa, Chordata, Actinopteri, Perciformes, Bovichtidae. Gene Ontology annotation, cellular component: cytosol. The record is from RefSeq and is a predicted model, not a curated record. Bases 138 to 2207 code for a protein of 689 amino acids. The transcript has 26 exons.
AGCUGUGGGGCGCUAGGACCCUGAACACAACUAGGAUCAUGCUAUUGAUAGCAGCAGUAUGCUAGCAGAGACUAGUGUUGUCACAGGGAUUCAUGAACUACUUUUUAAAAUUGUAAUACUUUAAUUGAGACUUAGUCAUGUCUCAGGUGGAGAAGAAGGCAGGGCUGCUGAGGAGGACAUCAUCCUCUAAGAAACCCUUGAAAGAGAAGGUGGUGCUGAUGUAUGAUGAGAUUUUUGCAAAAGAAGACCCGGCCAAAAACAACCCUCGCUUCUGGGAUGAGCUGUUUCUUAUGAAGGUGAACCUAGAGUACCUCGAGUCCAAGUUGGAGAGUGUAGAUGGGGAGGAGGUUCAGCGGAUCCAGGACAACAUCAACUCUCUGUUCCACCACUGUGUUCAGGCUCUGGGAGAGGAGCACCAGAUCAAAGUGGUUAAUGCCCUGCAGACACUCUGUGCACUUUUCCGGGGGGUUCACCAGAAGAACAAGUCUGCGUCCGGCUUCGACAUCAUCAACAUGCUCAUGGGCUUUGACAAGGCUGAGCAAAGGAUGAAGGACCUGAUGGAGCGACUGGACAGCCUUCUUUGUGGAGAUGGCUCAGAGAGUCUGAAGAGCCUUUGUCUCAAACUGCUGCUGUGUCUGGUGACGGUAACGGACAAUAUUAGUCAGAACACUAUACUGGAAUAUGUGAUGAUCAACAGCAUCUUCGAAGCCAUUUUACAGAUUCUGUCAGAUGUGUCCAGUAGAGGGCAGCAUGGUUAUGAUUCUGUGGUCCUCCUGGCCCUGCUGGUCAACUACAGGAAAUAUGAGUCUGUGAAUCCAUACAUUGUGAAGCUCUCGAUCGUGGACGAUGAGCCAACACUAGAUGGAAUGGGUAUGGUUGUCCACCACGCUCUGACAGAAUAUAACAGGCAGUACAAAGACAAAGAGGAGGAGAACCAGGGUGGGUUCUUCUCCACCCUCACUAGUAUGGUGGGCAGCAUGUUUAUAGCUGAUGCCGAUGAGAAACUCUCUGUACAGACCAAUGAGGCGAUUCUGCUGGCCCUCUAUGAGGCGGUGCACCUUAACCGCAACUUCAUCACUGUAUUAGCACAAAGCCACCCUGAGAUGGACAUCCCAACCACACCCACCACACCUACUCCAACCGCACCCACAACUCCACUUGGCACAACGCCGCCCUCCUUAGACAUGAUGAACAACCCAGAACUGCCUCUGGAUCCCAACCUGCAGACUAGCAACCUUCUCAUCACCUUCCUCAAGUACGCCUCCAUUGUAAUGCAGGAUACUAAAGAUGAGCAUCGACUCAACAGUGCCAGACUGUGCCUAAUCAUCCUCACCUGCAUAGCCGAGGACCAGUACGCUGAUGCGUUUCUUCAUGAUGACAAUAUGAACUUCAGAGUCAAUCUCCACAGAAUGCCCAUGAGGCACAGAAAAAAAGCAGUGGACAAGAACAUCCCUUCACGGCCGCUGGUGUGUGCUGUUCUAGAUCUGAUGGUGGAGUUUAUUGUCACACAUAUGAUGAAGGAUUUCCCCAUGGAUUUAUACUUGCGCUGUGUGCAGAUCAUCCACAAACUCCUGUGUUACCAGAAGAAGUGCAGAAUAAGGUUACACUACACCUGGAGAGAGCUCUGGUCAGCUCUCAUCAACCUGCUGAAGUUCCUCCUGUCAAAUGAGACGACACUGCUGGCCAAGCACAACAUCUUUCACCUGGCUUUACUGGUAGUGAACCUGUUCAACAUGUUUAUAACAUACGGCGACACGUUCCUGCCCACCUCCAACAGCUACGACGAGCUGUACUAUGAAAUCGUACGAAUGCACCAGGUCUUCGACAACCUCUACUGUAUGGUUCUGAGAGUCUCAACCAACGUGGGCCAGUGGAAGGAGCCAGCCAGCAAAGUCACGCACUCCCUCGUCAAUGUUCGGGCCAUCAUCAACCAUUUUAAUCCCAAGAUUGAGUCGUACGCUGCAGUGAACCACAUCUCCCAGCUGUCAGAGGAACAGGUGUUGGAAGUGGUUCGGUCCAACUAUGACACACUGACGCUAAAACUGCAGGAUGGUUUGGACCAGUUUGAGAGAUACUCGGAGCAGCCUAAAGAGGCCGCCUUCUUCAAGGAGCUGGUGCGCUCCAUCAGUCUGAAUGUGAGGAAGAAUGUCUCUCUGAACACGCUGAGUCAGGACGUCCUGCUCAAAGAGUUCUCCACUAUCUCCUGAGACUCACACACACCUUCAGCCUCCUCCUCCCUUCAGACGGACAGACACAGUGCAUUUGUGUGCGCAUGGACAUGUACACAUACUUUCACACAUUCAACACAAACACCAACAAGUACAAUUCCUCACCCUCCGCUUCACGUGAAGAUGGAAACGGAGACAGACGCACUAACAGGCUGGAUGCUGCUUAAAGAAAGACCUGAAAACUCUCCGGACUUCCUUUGUGGUCGUCGAUAUAAGUGCGUGUGAUAAUUUAAGGAAGUGACCGUAUUGCACUGGUUCCUCGUGUGCAAUCUGCAGUAUUGGCUGGACUGUUAACUGACACGUGAAAGUUUGGAUUAAAUCGAAUUCAAGUAUUUUCAAGCCAGAUGUUAAUCACCAACUUUUCUGCCACUGAUAAUGUAUAAGUAGCUCCUGCAGUCAAAACUGAUCGCAGUACAGAUUGAUGAUUUAUCUCUCCAGUAAUUAUUUCAGAAGAUUUAGGCUUUGAAGUGAAACAUUAUGUCCUUCCUAUUGGUAACGUCGACCCUGAGUCUUUGAGUUUGAAUCUUACUGUAAAUCCUCUUCGAUUAGAGCAUUAACUAUUUGAUUGAAUGCUUGUUGUGCGAAUGCUAUCUUAAUUCUCUACAUGUUCAAAACAAAUUUACAAGUAUUUUGAAUUUGCAUGUUUGCUAAGGGAUAGAACAUUUUGAGCCGUAGUUAAGUUGAGAAUGCUCUGAAGUGAUUAAAAAACCCUUUUUAUUGUUGUUGCAAACCUUUUGCUUUUGAACAAAGCCAUGACUAACAUUCACUUCUGCACGUCACACAAGUCCUUGUCUCUUGCUGUAACAAAUUAAUCUGAGUGUGUCGAUUGGUUAGUUUAGAAGGUAAACUGUUGGAACAAUGGUUUCACAUUAUGAUCCAUUAAAGUGAUUAUGGCUGGUGUGACUCCGUCACAAGAUGUCAGUUUAGUGGAAAACAGAAGAAUUCAUCCUGAUGAUUUGAAAUGAUUAUUCUUUUGACUGGAAGCAGAUCUUAAUUAUGCAAUUUCUUCAAGUGUAGGGUCUUGUUUCUUUCAUCUCUUAACUCCUGUAGGUAUAUUUAUGUUUCUUUUUUAAAUAAAGGUUGGUUUCCUGUACCUCAA